Molecule: messenger RNA, 3968 nt
Organism: Salvelinus namaycush (lake trout)
Lineage: Eukaryota; Metazoa; Chordata; Actinopteri; Salmoniformes; Salmonidae
Product: GTPase IMAP family member 8-like
Exons: 3
Coding region: 477-1937 (486 amino acids)
Molecular function (GO): GTP binding
Source: RefSeq, a predicted model, not a curated record
AGGAGAGACAAAGAGAGAAUGGGGAAACAGUGAGAGAGAGCGAGAGAGAGAGUGGGGCGGGAUAGAGUGAAAUGUUCUGCGAUUGAAUGAGAGUGAGAAUGAGACUGAGAGAGACUAGAAGAGGAAACCUUUUUGACUGCCAGCAUUUUGUGGACCGGUCAGGAUACACCAUAUGACAGACUACUGGUAUCCUUUGAAGGAGCAGGAGGGAAAAAGCGUGGAGGGGUGAGAAAGAAAACAAGAGGCUAGAGACAAAAUGGCUACAUUCUCCACUGGCUCUGAAUUUGGUACUGGUAGGUGAGUUUAGUUCUGUAGCUCUGCUCCUCUAUGUUUCGCUACAGAUAUUAAUCUGCACUCUUCCAUGGACAAUCCCAACAGGAGCUACUGUCAGUUAUAGCUCUCUCUUCUGUGGCCAUCUGACAGCAUAGACAUUAAAACAGGAAAUUAUCUUUUACUCUCUGCCUUGGAGAGCUCAAAUGGAGAGUCCAAAUAUCUGCCAGUCGUUGUCGUCUCCGACAGUUGAACCCUUCUGUCAUCUCCCGGAGCGUAGGCUUCUGUUGCUGGGGGGACCAGGAGCUGGGAAGAGCACCACAGGGAAUGCCAUCCUAGGUGAGGAGGUCUUCCAGACUGGGACAGAGACUGUCCACAGCACCGUUGGCCACGGGGAGGUCUGCAGGAGGCGUGUCACCGUGGUUGACACCCCAGGCUGGAUUAUACCCCAUGACUCAGCGGAUGAUACCACCGGGGUCCCGCCAGAGCGGGCUAGCAAGGAGGGACCAUGUGUCGGUGCCACCCUCUGUCCCCCAGGGCCCCACGCGCUCCUGAUGGUGGUCCCUGUGUCACAGCCCUUCACAGAGGGCCACAGGAAGGCAGCAGAGAAGCAGCUGGGUCAUCUAGGAGGAGGGGCCUGGAGGUCCACCAUGGUGCUCUUCACUGGGGUUGACCAGCUACCUGAGGGGAUGUUCGUAGAGGAGUUCAUUGCAGCUGGGGAGCACCUUCAGUGGCUGGUGGAGAGGUGUGGUAACAGAUACCAUGGCCUGGAUAGUAACACACAGCAGAGUGGGGAUGACAACACGGUGAACACACAAGUUCAGGAGCUGCUGGAGAAGGUAGAGGAGCAGGUUAAGGAAAACCAUGGCUGGUAUUUUGCAGUAGACGAACUGAUUCUGCUAGAGGAAGAGCAGGCAAGGAAGGCGGUGGAAGAGAGGCGGAUGAGAGAGGAGCGGGAGGAGAGGGAGAGGCAGAGGCUGCGGAUGGUCGGAGGGCCUCCCAGAGAGCUGAGGGUCCUCUUGCUGGGCUGGAAAGGAGUGGGAAAAAGUUCUGUAGGGAACACCAUCCUGGGCCGUCGGGAAUUUGAGUCGGGGACAGAGACGGAGCAGAGCCUUAGGAGGCAGGCCGAGGUAGCCGGACGCAAGGUCACCAUUGUUGACACCCCCGGCUGGGACUGGUUCUCCAUAAGACGCACCAAGAAACACGUCAGACAGGAGUCAAAGCGAGGGGCCACCCUCCUCCGGCCUGGCCCCCACACCCUUCUCCUGGUGCUGCCCAUCAUCUCCACCCUCACUUCACGCAAGAGGCGGACCCUGGAGGCCCACCUGGAGUGCCUGUUUGGUGAUAGGGCGUGUCUCCACACCAUGGUGCUGUUCAGCUGCGGGGAUUGGCUGGGCCGAACGCCCGUCGAGGAGCACAUUCAGAGGGGAGGUCGGGAGCUCCACAGGUUGUUGGAAUACUGUGGGAACUAUUAUCACGUGGUGGACAGCAAGUUGCCGGGGAAGGACACAAGGAACAUCUCAGAUCUGCUGGACAAAAUAGAGGAAAUGAUCAGAGAGAACGGUGAUGAGGCCUUCUUGCCAAUACAGAUGGAUGAAGAAAGCCCUGAGUCAUCUGAGAACAACAGCCCUGAAGAGGACUGUAGCAGAGGAUGCCAGCUCCAGUAGUGACAAGGGCACAUGCUUACACACUGUAAGGUGGACACGUUCCCGCACCCCAAGCCAAAACAUUCACAUUUUAAAGUGACCUGGUGUAGAACUACACUGGAAAUGAAAUGAAAGAACACAUACAAUGCCUUCAGAAAGUAUUCACACAACUUGACUUUUUUCAAUGGAAAAUGUCAAGGGGUGUGAAGAUUUUCUGAAGGCACUGUACAUGUAUUCAAAGUAGUUGGGUCAUUCUUGAAUUUCUGUGGCAUUUGCAAUCAUGAAAAACACUUUUAAGGACAAAUAAUUGUACAUCAUUCAUGUUUUUGUAUAUAUUGAACUGUUUAUCAAUGAUAAAACAUAAUGCAAGACCUUUAUACUGCAUGCAAUAGUUAGGGCAAGCACAUCGACCCAGUAUAGAGUUGUAGUGACAUAAUUUGGGCAUUCAGAGAUAUCUAUUAUUUUGAAUGCUAGAAAGUAGACAAAAUAGAUUGUACAGUUCAAUGAAAACAAACAAACAAAGGCUAUUAAAAGAAGGAAAAUAAUGUAUAUAAUAAAAAUAUAUAUUUACACACAAAUAUAUGGGGGAUUGGAAAUUAUGCAGAUAAUUACAUUGAUAGAAGCCACACUAUCUGCAAUAUUAAAGCUGAUCUCAUUACUCAUUACAAAGUUAUACAAGGUAACAGUAAACAUGUUGUCCCCCCACGAAUGAUACAGCCUUGGGCCAAUUAGUAACAACAAUUCAAACAAGGGUAACACUUUAUUUGAAGGUACACAUGUUAGCCACUAAUUUCUAGUUUAUAAGUAUGUAUAUAAGUAGCUUAUAAGGCCUUUAUUGUGUUAUUAGCCAUACAUAAGGCUUAAUUAAGUGAUUUGUUAUUCAAACAUUAUAAGGCAUGUAAUACUGGCCAAUCCUUAAUAACCUCAUAAGCUAUAAUAAAGUAAUAGUUAUUGUUAAUAAAUAGCAAGUUACACAAGAAACUGUCUCAAUGUGGUACUAACAAGGGCAUAGUACCUCAAUAUGUGUGUGACCAUAUUUUUACUUGCGGAUUUUCCCCCCCCAUUAAAAAUCCAUUAAGGACCUCAUUGGACAGGAAGGGGCACACCUCCCUCAUAUAUACCAUACAGCCAACAUUCAAGUUACAUUUUUAUGUAAACAAUUAGCAACUCAACUUCCAAAUAUAGUUGCAUACAUGUUGGCUUUAUUGCAUAGAAUGUGGCAUACUUACUAUGACUGUGAUAUGGGGUUGCCUCACCUGAUGUGGUCACCUCAAUUGAAAUGUAAAUGAAGGACAAUUACAUUGUGUGAGCAAAAUUAUUCAUGUUAUCACUUUAGUCAAUUAUUUUUAGUGUUAAAGACUUAAUUUACCUAAAAUGUGUCAUUGGUGUUACCGUGUUACCGUUACUGCUCCUACUGGUGGCACAAUUCUAUCAUAAUGGUAGAAAUGAUUUAAAGUCAUUAAGCUGCCAUAAUAGUUGAUUUGAAAUGGGAAGGUGUACCCAAAUACAUUUAAAUAAUUAAUAUCUAGAGAAUGGACGUUUCCAAAAUCCCCAAAUGCCACAGCAAUUCAAGAACGACCCAGUUGUCAUUGUUUCCCUCAAGGAGUUAUGGUAAUUAUAAAUGCAACUACGCAUUAUGAAUACAUUGUCUUAGAAAUGCAUGUGUGCUGGGCAUCCUAAAGAUAAAAGGCACUCUUAAAACAAUCACAUCAAUCGAAUCAUUUUACCAGACUUUGGGUUGUGUCGUCAGAACAAUACUUAACUGGACUGUAGUAAUGGAUGUUCUGUGAGACAGCACUGCCGUGUAUUAUUGAAAUCUAACAUUAACUUUUUAGUUGAAAUAUCGCAACUCUGACACUUCUAAUGCUUUACUGAAUGUUUUAUACAGUACUGCAUUGCAGAACGCAUACUUAAAAAUACAUGCACAUGAUGUUAUUUGAAUGUUUAAUUGCACUGAAAUUCAUGGAAACAACAUGUGGCAAAAUAUAUAAAUACUUUUUUGGGGUCUUCCCUGUUUUGCAUGUUAUUUUGGCAUUAAUACGUGUUACAUAU